GCACCUGCAGAGGAGCGAGCAGAGGGAGGAGUGAAGUGUGUGGAUGCUUCGGUCGAGAGGGACUGCCUCUUUAUUCACUCGAACUCAGCGCAAGUUCUCUGACCAAGUUUCAUCGAGUAAGUGUUGGAAUGGCUGGAGGAGGAAUGGAGUUUCCCACCGGAAGGUUCUGCUGUGUGCUGUUGAGCCUCUUCGCAGGUUUGGUCUCGGGUCUAGAAAUCACAUCCACCGGGCCGACGUCCCUAGAGAAGGCCAGCGGUCAGAGUGUGAAGCUGGACUGCCAGUUUACUCUGGCCCCCGAAGAUUCUGGACCGCUGGAUAUUGAAUGGAGCUUGCUGUCGUCUGACAACCAGAAAGAGGACAAAGUGGUGAUCCUGUAUUCCGGCGACAGGUCCUACGAGGACUACUAUGAGCCAAUGAGGGGCCGGGUCCACUUCAACUCAGCCGACCCAAAGAACGGUGACGCCUCCAUUAACCUGACGGGCCUGAAAUCGUCGGACUCGGGGACUUACCAGUGUAAAGUCAAGAAGGCUCCCGGGAUCCGCAGCAGGAAGAUGCUGCUGAUCGUCAUGGUGAAGCCGUCCAAGCCCAGGUGCUACGCCGAAGGCCCCAUGGAGGAAGGCAAAGACAUUGUGCUGAGGUGCAUAUCCAACGAGGGCACCAACCCCAUGCAAUACAGUUGGGAGAAGACCAGCGACAGCAAGCUGCUGCCCAGCUCCGCUGUGAUGGAUCCAGUGGGAGGCACCAUUAACGUGAGGAACGCAUCUGCCAGCGCAUCAGGCGCCUACCGCUGCACUGCCACUAACCGGGUUGGCAAUGAGGAAUGUGUGCUGUAUCUCAAUGUGACGCCUCCACCCAACACUGGAGGCAUCAUCGCAGCAGCCAUAAUUAGCGUGCUUCUGAUUCUCCUCAUCAUCGCCCUCAUCCUCUUCUGCUGUUGCCGUGCCCGAAACAGGAAGAAGUACGAGAAGGAAAUCUGCAACGAGAUAAGAGAGGAUGUUCCUCCUCCAAAGAGUCGCGUCUCAACGGCGCGCAGCUUCACCGUGGGCAGCCAGCGCUCCUCCCUGGGCUCCAUGUCGCCCUCCAACCUGCACGAGUACGCCCUGAAGCCCCAGUACGACAAGAUCCCCUCGUCGGAGGAGUUUGAGAGGCCGCCGAACCACACCCCUCUGCCCCCGCCCAAUAUCGCAAGGAUGGCCGGCCCCAACCUCAGCCGCAUGGGGGCCAUCCCUGUCAUGAUCCCUGCCCAGAACAGGGAGGGCUCCAUCGUCUAGACCAGUCAUUUUCAGUGGAGGAGGGUGUGCUGCGUGUGGAGGGAAGGGCAGGGGGGUGCAGGACACGAGCCAGUGAAGAUGGAGCCAGGUUAGGCAAACUCCCCUGACUUUUAGCUCCUCGUCAUUUACAAACGGGAGUAUAACUGCUCCUAUGAAGGCCUGGUUCGGCUGCGGUACUGAGAAGAGAAAUUGAGUUGUACUGGAAUCAAUACAGAGCACAUUAACUUUUUAGCAAAUACAAAAAAACUUUUAUGAAUUUAACUUCCUGGACUUUCUCACUCAAAAAUAAAUAGGUGUGGGUAAAAAACAGAAUGGUCAAUAUACAAAUUAUAUUGUAAAUAAGCAAAUGCAUGUUUUUUGUUAUAGACUGCAAUUGCUGUAGAGACAUUGUAUGUACAAAACUGUACCCAGGGUGGGCGUGUGUGUGUGAGGCAGGGUGAAUAUAAGAGAAUGUUUUUAUGAGGGGGAGUAUGGAAGAUGUAUUGUUCUUCAACGUCUACACUACAGUAUGAUCAUCUGUCAGGUAAUUCAGUCUCUGCUCAUUUCUAACCUUUUUUUUAAUUCCAUGAAUUUACUUUUUAACUGUUUUUCUUCCAACCUUUUGGACAAAAUGGCCUUAUUUGGACAUUUGGAGAUUUUUAAAUAGUCGUUCGACUCCGUUGGAAAAAUGUCUAUUUAGGUCAGCGGGUUAUCCGCUGAACCAUUUGCUGUUUGAAUUUUUCGGGUUUGUGAGGGGGGGGGGGGGGGCUGAAGUAGACGGUAUUGGCUGAGGUUCAGACCACCACUUCUUAUGAUUAGUCGGAUUAUUGCCUCUUGACCGAGCUUUAUAAAAACAAAAAAAGACCGCCAUCCCUCCUCUCUGAGGAGGUAGUACAGAGGGAAAUAAAGGGGACAGCAAGGUCCACUGAGCAAUCCGCUUUGUGCUCGACUAUCAACAGGCCCAUAACCCCCGUGGCCUCCCGACACACAUUAGCAGGACAAGAGCACAGAGUCUUCAUCUAUCACUGGUAGCAUCAGUCAGUACCCCUCCCCCCUCAGCCCGCAGAUCUCCAGUAUAUGUAAUCCUCCUCAUUUGCAGUUGCAUUACAAGGAGCCAAUAUCUUGAUUAACCUUCUCCCUGUGGUCAAUAUGAAACCCUUCAUGUCCUCUGCAGCGUUAAUUGGACUUUUCAAUGAAGGAUGUGAAGCCCGCCGACAUGAAGAAAGUGGCCACAAAAGGGGCACGAAUGAGAAAAGCCACUGAAUGCUGCAUUAUGCCGCUCUGAUUCCACUUUAUAACCACUUUGUCUGGGUUCAUUGUGUAGUCUGUGCUAGAUAGUAUAAUUAUUUGUUCUGUUAGUGUUUGUGCGUUACUCUUAAACCAAGCCUAUUCUUCCAAUAUUAGCAAAACUGUUAGGAUGCCCAACAUCUCACUGUGUCUGCUACAAAAAUAAAAACAACACAAGAACAUGUACAUUUGGAUAUUUGGAGCAAAAUGUUUGCCCUGCAGCCUUAUUCUACGCUUUAAUGCAGCCUUACAUACUUCCCUCUGCUCACGUCUGCAAAGUCCUCACAGCCGGAUACUGUGCCUUGAGUUGUGUCACCUACGCCAUUGUGGGCUACGUACUAUGCAGUAGCAUCAUCCCAGAUGGCCAUCACAGCCCACAGACACCAGAACAAUAUAAUAAUCGGUACACAGUGACCCUAUCGAUUUGCUUUCCUUUGCCUCGGCCACUUCCAAUCCUGGAUUUCCCGCACCGCAUACACACCCCCGCAUAGCAUGACAAAACCUGAUUUUGUAUUUCCAAAACAUGGUCGUCAUUGUUUUUAUAUUUUACUUUAUUCAAGAUGAAGUAAAUGUGAUUUUAACAAAAA
Molecule: messenger RNA, 3124 nt
Organism: Gasterosteus aculeatus aculeatus (three-spined stickleback)
Lineage: Eukaryota; Metazoa; Chordata; Actinopteri; Perciformes; Gasterosteidae
Gene: cxadr
Product: CXADR Ig-like cell adhesion molecule
Biological process (GO): homotypic cell-cell adhesion
Cellular component (GO): bicellular tight junction; basolateral plasma membrane; intercalated disc
Molecular function (GO): cell adhesion molecule binding
Source: RefSeq, a predicted model, not a curated record